Molecule: messenger RNA, 1884 nt
Organism: Sodiomyces alkalinus F11
Lineage: Eukaryota; Fungi; Ascomycota; Sordariomycetes; Glomerellales; Plectosphaerellaceae
Product: acid protease
Exons: 2
Coding region: 292-1884 (530 amino acids)
Biological process (GO): proteolysis
Molecular function (GO): aspartic-type endopeptidase activity
Source: RefSeq, a predicted model, not a curated record
CACGCUCCCACCCGAGCCACCUCAACCGCUGGUCGUGUCGAGGUCCUGACCGGGUGUCUUUUCUUUUUGUGAUUGCGACAAGACGACUGAAUGGCCGCUGUUCGCAAACCGCUCUUGUCUAAUACUAUGAUUUUGUUAUCCUUCGGCCUAUCCAUUCUCGUUCACUCGGAACUCCUCGACGUCCUCGUUCAAUAGCAGUUGAGCCAAUCUUUCAGCCCUCGAGACUUGAUUUCUCAAGAGCCUCUCAUGUCGACCUUGACGAGAUAGCCCUUUACCCUCUUUCUGCCAGCAAUGGCACCUCCUUUACUCCUCGUCCCACUGCUUGUCGUCUGCGCCCAAGCAUGGCCUCAACUUCCCGUCGACGACAUUAUUGACGAGAAUCUCAUCACACUCCCUCUUAUCUCGCCAGCAGCUUAUGAUGUCAGCCGAGCUCCUGUCUCGGAUCGCCGAGAACCUUCGGACCAUGACGACUCAGGCUUAUUCCUGGCGCUUCCCGUCAUUCACUCCCCAAAACGGAGCAUCAUCAACCGUCCCAUAGAGUUGGAGCUGGCCAACCGUUCGGAUAUAGCCUACUACGCCCAGCUCAACAUUGGCACACCUCCACAGCCUGUGUACGCCCAGCUCGACACAGGAUCCUUUGAACUAUGGGUAAACCCAACCUGCGCCAAUCUACGUCCGGCAGAUGAGCGCUUCUGCGAAGCCGUCGGAACGUACGAACCCUCCAACUCGUCCACAUCCAACCCCCUCGGCACCUCCGCCACCCUCCGCUACGGCAUCGGAUCCGCCAACAUCACCUACCUCCGAGACGACAUAACCCUCGGCUCCUCCCCCACCGUCCGCCAGGUGCAAUUCGGCACCGCGACAUCAACGACCGACAAAUUCGCCGGCAUUCUCGGCCUAGGACACGGCCAAAACCACACCACCUCCUACCCGACCCUCCUCGACGAGCUGGCCCUGCAAGGCGCCAUCCGCACCAAGGCCUUCUCCCUCGCCCUGGGCUCCAAGGACGCGGGCCAAGGCCAGCUCAUCCUAGGCGGCAUCGACCCGGCCAAGUUCACCGGAUCCCUCGCCCCGCUGCCCGUCAUCCCGGCCCCGGACGCCCCGGACCGCGUGGCGCGGUACUGGGUUUCGUUGCGUUCCAUCCACCUGACCCCGCCCAGCGGCAUCUCGCGGCCGCCAUACAACGGUAGUGCGAUUCCCGUAUUCCUCGACAGCGGCGCCACCAUGACGCUCCUCCCGCCGGAGCUGGCGGGCGCCAUCGCCGCGGACUUUGGGGCGCCCGAACCCGACGCGAACGGGUUUUACUCCGUCGAUUGCGGGCUGGUCGACUUACCCGGGACUAUCGGCUUUGUCUUUGAGGGCGUCGCGGUGCCUGUGUCCUACAGGGAGAUGAUCCGUGUGUUCCCCGGUCAUGGGGCGGCUCCGGCGCGGUGUGUGCUGGGGAUUAUGCCGAGCGAGGAGUUUACGUUGCUGGGGGAUACGUUUCUCAGGUCGGCUUACGUGGUGUUUGACCUUGAGGCGGAUGUCGUGCAUAUGGCGCCUUAUGUAGACUGUGGCAGCCGGACUAUGGGCAUUCGGGGCUCCGAGUUUAUUGGUGGUCUUGUUGGGCUCUGCUCUUCUGGGGGUGAGGGUGAGGGCGAGGGCGAGGAUGGGGAUGGGGAUGAGGAUGAGGAUGAUGAUGGGGGUGUUGUUGCAGUCGCCACUUCGACGGCGGUGGUUGGGAAUGGUGUUGCCCCGACGCCUGUAUUUGCGGAUGACGUUGCUGCGGAUUCAGGAGAGGGUGGAGAUGAUCCAGAUAGGGAUCCUGAAUCAGGAAGUGAAGCUCAUCGUCCUAGGGCUAGGUGGGUGAUGCUCGGCAUCGCCAUCUCCUGGAUUCUCGUGUAG